UACGCCAGUCUCUUCCUCUUCUUCGUCAUCAACAAUGGCGAAAAUUCAUACAUAAAACCAAGAAAGAAUCCCAAAAUCAUCUUCUCUUUGAUUGCCCUGAAGAGGGUGUGCAUGGGGUAGAUUGCACGGUCGAGUUGGAACUUAGCGGUAGAGGACGACUCGUCUCAACAGCAGGCCCUCCUCGUCUCCACUUCAAAUUUCAAUCGGCGCCACAUUUGGGUCUGUCGGGGGUCUCUUCAUUUCCUAUGUUGCCCUCACCGCCUUGUCUUCUCUCCAACUUCUUCAAUCCCGACACAAAACUUGCUAUGAAAGCGGCCACAAUCGAUGAAUUGAUUGAUAGGGAUAACGACGAUGGUCGGUGUCGGAAUCGCUGAGCAAUAACGAAGAAGCAGCGACGAUGGUCGGUGAUGGAGCAGUAACACAAUCGAUGAGCCAAGGUUAGGGUGCUAACACUCAAUUUGUUAGCAUAUUCUGAACAUUUCGGUUUGAUGACUUUUUCAUUUUAAGGGGUUCACUAUAAUGAAUGUUGAUUUUAAAAGGGAGGGGCACGAUUGUCAUUUUUAAAAAAUUAUAGGGGGAUACACAUGUGGCGCUUCUCAUUUAUUUUGUGCCUCAUCCUGACCACAAGUAUCAUGAAGCGGACCAUAAAACACAACCAACCACAUCACAAAUGCCGUUAAGUAAACAAAAAGCACAUGAAGUAUACUUGAACCUCACCACACCACAAAAUUCAUAAAGCAUAUUAGAAAACUCAAGUCCCAUGAAAUAGAUCAAAACCCUCAUAGAGCGGAUCACAAGUUUCUCAAAACAGUCUUAAAGCAUACCACAAGUUCCUUGAAGCACAUUAGAAACCUCAUAAAGCUGAUCACAAUUUUCUUAGACCAAACAGAAAACCUCAUAAAGCGGAUCACAAUUUUUUUUGAAGCACACUAAAAAUUUCAUAACGCUAACCACAAAUUUCUUAAAAGUAUAUAGAAACUUCAUUAAGCAGACCACAAAUCACAUCAAAAACGUCAUAAAACUAACCACAAAUAUCUUAAAACAUACUAAUAGUGUUAUAAAAACAUAUCACAAAUUUUCGAAAACAAACAUCUAACCCUAAUAGUAAUUUUAAGGUUAGGCUAAGAAGUAAAAGCUAAGUUGACUCAACCUUUGACCAUACUUUGCAAAGCUUCUAAUUAGGAAACUUCCAACUCAAGAAGCGAAUCGUCUUCCAAUUUCCACGGAACAAGCCAAGCAAAAAUCCAAUAACGUUAAAAAGUUGCCUGUAAUUAUUGUCUGAAUUUUCCGUCCAAGUUCUUCUCUUGCAGUUUAAUAUUCCAAACCCCAAUCGCAAAAAGAUAAAACAGACGUAAUCCCAAACACAAAAGGUCACUCCUUGACGGCCGCAGCCUUCCAUUUGUCCUCCCUUCCUCCUCCACCUCCUUCAGUUUCGUCCGCACUCGAUCCUUCUGCUUCGAUGAAACCCAGAUCGUUUCCUCUUCUGGGUUGGAACAAUUCGUCCCCAAUCUUCAUUUUACCAUCUCCUCCAAGCCUCUGUUUAUUCAAUUGUCCGUGCCAGUCUUUGGAGCUCUAGUGGGUUUGGUUUCGCGAUGCAAAUUUCUGAUUCAUCGGAGAUUGUCUCUGAGCUGCAGUCCUCACCGCCGGAUGCCGAGGUUUUCUCCGAGUUUCAGCUCCUCGUGGAGAAGUUCGACCCAAUUCUGGUCCACAUUAGAAACAGCCAGUCAGCCGUGGCUAAGGAACCGGUUCGGAAGGCGAUCGAAUCGCUCGACAGAGAGCUUGGAAAUGCUAAGGCCUUGAUCGCCAAUUGUGCUAGCGAGUCGAGAUGGGUGGUACCCAUUAAGCGGGUUGAGGAGAUGACUCGAGAUCUGGGCAGAUCGUUAGGCCUUGUCCUGUUUGCUGGGAUUGAUCUUCCUAUGGAGAUCAAGGAGACGGUUGCAGCGUUUCACAGAGAGCUGAUGAAUCGCAGGUUUGGUACUACAAGUCUAAGUUCUAGCCCAACCCGCAGCCAGAGCAAUUUUUCUGCUGCUAAUCUUAGUCCGAAGUCAAGUCAAGAGUCCAGUGGUGUCGUCAACGAGCUAGAAUCAGUCAUUGCAGAGCAGGGUGCUGCUACUCUCAGCAGUGAGGAUGUUGCCUUGCAGCUCAAGUAUGGAAAUGAUGAAGAGUUUCGUGUUGCACUUUUGGGAUUGCAGAAUUUGAUUGGGAAUGAAAUGGUGGAUAGAGAAUGGAUUGAUGAUGAAGGGAUUCUCGUAAUCUUGUUCAAUCGUUUAGGUUCAAGUAAAGCUGAUGAUCGGUUAGCUGGCAUUCAAACCCUGAGAAACCUUGCUUUGACGUAUGCUGAAAUCAAGGACAGGAUGGGAGAUGCCGGGAAUCUGUCAUUGCUCGUGCAAUCGUUAGCACGGAACAUGGAUGAAGGGAGGGAAGCUGUGGAAUUGUUGCUUCAACUGUCUGAAGUUUCAUCAGUGAGGCGAAGGAUUGGGAAAGUUCAGGGAUGCAUUGUGAUGUUAGUUGCGAUGACACUGAAUCGAGACGAUCCAACAACAGCAGCCUCCGCUGAUGCAGCUGCCAAGCUGUUGGAUUCAUUGUCAAGCAAUGUCCAAAGCGCCCUUCACAUGGCUGAGGCUGGCUACUUCUACCCCUUGGUCCACCAUCUCAAGGAAGGUUCAGAUAUGAGUAAGAUUCUCAUGGCAACAGCACUUUCCAGAAUGGAGCUCACAGAUCAAAGCAGAAGUUCAAUCGGGGAAGAUGGAGCCAUAGAGCACUUAGUAAGCAUGUUCAAAGCUGGCAAGCUUGAAGCCAAGCUAUCUGCUUUAAGCGCAUUGCACAAUCUGUCAAGGGUUGAAGAUAAUGUAAAGCGUUUGAUCAGCUCGGGUAUUGUAGUACCUCUACUUCAGUUGCUCUUCUCGGUGACUUCUGUUCUCAUGACCCUCCGAGAACCAGCUUCAGCCAUACUUGCCAGGAUCUCUGAAUCUGAGUCCAUUCUAGUACAUCAGGAUGUAACAGCUCAACAGAUGCUCUCUCUGUUGAAUCUGUCGAGCCCAGUAAUUCAGUGUCACCUCCUGAAAGCUCUCAACAGCAUUGCUUCCCAUGCCAGUGCCUCCAAAGUUCGGAAGAAGAUGAAAGAAAAUGGCGCUAUCCAUCUUCUGCUGCCAUUCCUGACCGAAACAAACACAAAUAUAAGAGGUGCCGCUUUGAACUUCCUUUACACCCUCUCUAAAGAUUCAGCGGAAGAAUUAAUGGAACAGAUAGGGGAAUACCACCACCUUUGCAACAUUAUCAAUCUGAUCUCAUCAUCACUGGUAUCCGAAACUGAGAAGGCUGCUGCGAUUGGAAUCCUGAGCAACAUUCCUGUCAAUGACAAGAAGGCAACAGAGAUGUUUAAGAAGGCUAACUUGCUGCCAGUUCUCAUCUCAGUGAUGAAUUCUUCCUCUUCCUCGACUUCACCACAGACUAGAGACUGGUUAGCAGAGAGCAUUGCCGGGGUAUUGAUUCGCUUCACGAUUCCUUCGGAUAAGAAACUGCAGCUUCUUGCAGCAGAACUGGGCCUGAUCCCCUUGCUCGUGAAACUACUGUCAGUUGGCUUUCCUUCAGUGGCAAGGCAACGAGCAGCGACUUCACUCGCACAGCUGUCUCAGAACUCGCUAGCCCUCAGCAAGUCGAGAAGACCGAAGUGGAAAUGCAUGCCUCCAUCUGCGGACACAAUUUGCAAAGUUCACGGUGGCUGUUGCUCCGUAAAAAGCACGUUCUGCUUGGUGAAGGCAGGUGCUGUUCGGCCCUUGAUCCAGAUGCUGACAGUGGAAGAAGGCGGAGAGAGAGGCGCAGGAGAAGAAGGAUGUGCAGCAGCAGCACUCACUGCUCUCGCGACUCUCCUCGAAGACGAGAUAUGGGAGAAAGGAAGCAGCUUUUUGGCUGUUGAAACGUCAGCGGUCCAAGCAAUAGUGAGAGCACUGGGAUCCAAGGAUGUCAAGGCUCAGGAGAGAGCCUUGUGGAUGUUGGAGAGGAUUUUCAGGAAUGAGGAAUUCAGGGGAGAAUAUGGGGGACGUGCUCAGGUUUUGCUGAUUGAUCUUGCCCAGACUGGUGAUCCCAGGUUGAAAUCAUCCAUUGCCAAAGUAUUGGCCCAGCUCGAGCUCCUGCAGUUCCAAUCUAGCUACUUCUAGAGCGACGUUUUCAGUUUCGAUUCGUGGUUCUUCCUAUACUUCUACAUUUGUUUUCUUUAUACUUGUAAAUCUGUCACUUGGCAUGUUUGUUUCCGUUACAUAGGAAGAGGAUGCACUCCAGCUUUAGUGUCAACCACUCUACUUGUUUUGACUGCAAAGUCUAAUUAUGAAGGGUAGAGUGUUGGAAGCUAAAAGUGGAGUGCAAAUCAUAUUCAAGUCAUAUUGUUCUUUCCAUGAAGCCUAAUAAUGUGGUUAGACAUAAACUCAUAAAGCUUUCAUGAUUUGUGAGAUUGUAAAACAAAACUAACCUUCUGUAUUCUGAGUCGCGGUGUGAAUGUAUGUUCCAAUUUAUCUGCAUCAAUGAUUUUUUCAUCGUUACGUCUCAGAUAACGAUGUCCUCUCUCCCUUACUAUUAUCAUGUCUCACACAAUUCGUGGGGGUGGAGGGCAGUAUUGUUUCGUCAUUCGUAGCUUUAGUAUUGGUCGAUUUUCUUUGGUUUCUAUUUUGGUUGGAGUAGUCGGAGUAAAAAACGCUUACCGAC
This is a messenger RNA of Linum trigynum, 4698 nucleotides long. NCBI's taxonomy places the organism in Eukaryota, Viridiplantae, Streptophyta, Magnoliopsida, Malpighiales, Linaceae. The record is from the annotation of a GenBank genome assembly.